AUCUUUUUUAUGUCACAGCUGGGAUGGCCUUUUACGUAGCUCUCCUGUUUGGCAUGCUGACAUGUUGGCAGCGGUGUGCGGAGCUGAGAUAGCGAGUGUGUCUGUUCAGGGGCAGCGAUGAAAAGGUGCAGUUUGGAGAGAGGACAACAGGAAUAACACCAACUAAAACGAGACACUGUGUGAUGAGGGACGCUACAACAAAAGCUAUGGCUGGACCCAGGCCUGUGGUGCUUAGCGGCCCAUCGGGGGCAGGGAAGAGCACUCUGCUGAAGAAACUCAUGAAAGAAUACGACAGCGUGUUUGGCUUCAGCGUAUCCCAUACAACAAGAAACCCUCGACCUGGAGAAGAGAACGGGAAAGAUUACCAUUAUGUUACACGGGAAGUGAUGCAGGCAAGGAUCGACAAUGGCGAAUUCAUCGAGAACGCAGUGUUUUCAGGGAACAUGUACGGGACAAGUAAAGCUGCUGUGCAAGACGUCCAGGCCAAGAACCUUAUUUGUAUACUUGACAUUGACAUGCAGGGUGUGAGGAACAUCAAACGGACCGACCUCAGUCCUAUCUACAUCUCCAUCCAACCACCAUCCAUGGCAGUCCUGGAGAAACGUUUAAGAGACAGAAAAACUGAGUCAGAGGAGAGUCUCCAGAAGCGUUUACAUGCAGCUAAAGUAGAUAUGGAGUUUAGUAAAGAACCUGGCAUGUUUGAUGUCAUAAUCAUCAAUGAAGAUUUGGAGGAUGCCUAUGGGAAGUUGAAAGAAACUCUUAUUGAGGAAAUAAAUAAAGUCAAGAAAGUCGGCAUGUCUUCGUAGGGGACGAGCAUCGCAACACCUUUUUAGUCCCGUCCAGCCACUCCUCAAAAAACCGCAGACCUCCAUUCCAGUCGUCAACAUUCCCUCAAAUGGCGGUCUGUGAAGCUCAGACAAGAUCCCUCAGCGGAUACAUAGAUGCGUAGCUUUUACACAGUAUUUAGAAGUAGUUGUUAUCAAAUGGUAACAUAUUGUAACGUGGAACAUUUUCUUUUUUUACUGACAGGGUGCGCUUUCCAGAUUCUUACUUUCAUUUGUAUGAAAAAAAGAUACUCCAAUAAUGCUUACUUGAUAUGUGACAGGCAUGGUAUACAGGUCGUUGGACGUGGUUACUGAACAUGGGUAUACUGCUUGCAGCCUCGUCCUUAUAUCAUCUUGGACUAACACAAGAGUAACAUAACUCAUUCCAACAUGUGGGUAAACUGGUCUGUCAAGGGUAUGAAUAAGCACAUCUCUGGAUUUCUUGGUUACUGAUAGUGAGUUAUGCUACUCUUAUUUCUAGAGGUUUUUUUUAGUGUGCAGUCAAGACUGGGUUGAUGGUGGAAAUGAGUUUGAGAGUCAGUCCGAAAUAUUCAUCCCCUGCAUGUGUUUACUUCAGGCAGGAAAUACAGCUAUAGCAUUAAGACUGAUUUCUGGAACAUGGCGGCUGUUUACUUCCAGCGGGUACAUGCAAGUCAACUAUGCUGUUGAAACAAAAAAACUAUUCCAGUGCUGGUUAAUGUUUUUUUUCUUUCUUUUUUUAAUAGAUUCCCACUUAAGUUUGCUGUAGAUCAAUAAAUGCUGCUGUGCGCUUUAAGGAUUGAAUCCCAUGAAAUAUAGGUAAUGUCCCUUGAAACUAAAAAAACUGGUAUGUGGAAUGUCCUUUAGGAUAUGACUUUUUUAUUUUUUUUGUGGAGUUAUGACAGAACAAUUUAACUGUUUUAUUUUACAGUUGUAAAUUUGUAAAACUUUAUAUUAUGUAAUAGUAUCAUUAGGCAGCCUCACCUCUACAGCAAAAUGGUAUUCAGUGGACUGUUUGGAUUCUUAACAAAAGGAUAGCUUUUUAACUUUGAAGAUAUAUUGCUUAGAAUCAAGCACACUAUAAAUCCUUUUUACUGUAAAACUGAGAAAAUAUUUAUAUCCUGUUAUCCUGUCACCUUCCCAGUGGAUAACAUCUGUAAUUUGGUACCUUUUUUAUUUCUUCAUACGAUCAAUUCAAUUUCAUGGGAUAUUAAAAAUUCACAGAUUUUGUGACACCCAUUCCUUUUUUCAUAUGAUUUUAUAUACCUGUCAUGAUGUAAUAGUGCAAAUGUUACAUCAUACUCAAAUAGAUGCAUGCAGUCCUCUACUUUGCCAUUUAACCAGCUCUUAAAAAUGUGCUACUUGUGUCAUUAUACAUUUCUUAAAUCCAUUAAACAGCCAGCAUUGACAUAAUGUUGCUUGUUGA
Messenger RNA from Scomber scombrus (Atlantic mackerel), 2229 nucleotides. It is a transcript of the gene guk1a, whose product is annotated as guanylate kinase 1a. NCBI's taxonomy places the organism in Eukaryota, Metazoa, Chordata, Actinopteri, Scombriformes, Scombridae. Gene Ontology annotation, cellular component: cytosol. The transcript is spliced from 7 exons. Gene Ontology annotation, molecular function: GMP kinase activity. The record is from RefSeq and is a predicted model, not a curated record. The coding region runs from base 183 to 806 and encodes 207 amino acids. Gene Ontology annotation, biological process: purine nucleotide metabolic process.